This is a messenger RNA of Trichoplax adhaerens, 372 nucleotides long. RefSeq lists its product as uncharacterized. The coding region runs from base 1 to 372 and encodes 123 amino acids. The transcript has 5 exons. The record is from RefSeq and is a predicted model, not a curated record. NCBI's taxonomy places the organism in Eukaryota, Metazoa, Placozoa, Uniplacotomia, Trichoplacea, Trichoplacidae.
AUGACUGACACCAGCUCAUUAACUGAUGAAGAAUACCUGGAUAAAUACAAGAUACGCAGCAUUCUACAAACCUUAUUCCGACAAGUUCUUCACGAUCGUCCUUCAAACCCUAUCAGUUACUUUCAAAAAUGUCUUCAAGAAGAUCUUAAGGAAGGACUAUUGGAUGAAAUACGCGAUGGUUUUAACCACGAUGGAAGGCAUGAUAUUCCCCAGUUAUUAUUUCCUGUUGAUGGAGUAAUAUUGUCCAAGUGUUUCUUGUAUAACGCGCAUGAGGUGAUAGUACCUACUGCGAAAGAUAGCAUUCGUAAAUGUUUAAUUAAACCUUUUUCAGCCAAUUAUCAGAUACCUGAUGUCGAAAUUCACCUGUCAUAG